AGGUUCAUCACAAAAGAUGCCAAAGUCUCCUCCCCCAGUAGCACCUAAACCAAGAUCAUUAUCACAAAGUGGACGAUCUCAGCCAUUGUCAACAGCAAGUAAACCACGACCACUUUCACAAACUGCCCAACCUCCACCAACUGCAUCUAAACCACGUCGACCAUCACUAACUACACAACCUCCUCCAAAAGCACCUAAGCCAAGACGAUCUCAAGAUUCAUCAUCAGCUCCACAUGAUCCUACAGCAGCAGUACUGCAAGAUAAGGAGGGGAAGAAAGAUCCAUCAUCAUUAGAACCAAUGGAAGGAUCAAUGUCACCAGAAUACAUUACAAUGAAAGAGAUGUUAGCUGAUCUUGUUGAUCUAUUGGCAGAAAAUGCUCCAGUUAUUUCUCAGAUAAAUAAUCAUCUCUUUUCAUCUGAUCUCAUUCCUAAAGCAGUACAUGUUACUGUGGAAAGUACUGCAGGACUCACUCCUUAUGAUAGAACUAAUAAAAUAUUCUCUUCAGUACUAGCAACACUUGAGUGUCAUCCUAAUCCUAACAGUGUGUUCUCUUCUCUCGUUACUUCACUACAGAAAGUAGGACUAAAGAACAUGGCAUCUAAACUAAUGGAAAAAUUAAAAAUGAAAGGUGGUCAUGUUGAUGCUAAUCUAGAGCAGCAACCAUCAGUCAGUGAGGGACCACUUCAACCAGUGGGUGUCACUGCACAAUCUCACACACCACAACCAACAAUCACUGGAUCACAAUCAUCUACUCCUACUACUGUCAUUGAGCUCAGUUCAAAGGAUGAAGUUGCUGCCAAUAUUGGAGGUCUUAAUUCUCGUUUUGCAUCUCUUGAUUCUAAUAUAAGAGACGAGUUUGAGGAGCUGGUGGAAAAGGGUAAAGUGAAACUUAAAGCUGAAGUACAAGUGAUUGAGUCUAACAGUAAAUAUUUUUAUAAAAAAAAGAAUCACAAAAAGGCAAAAUGCUGCCAAAAAUUGUAAAAAUAUAGGAAUUAUAAGUUAUUAUACACUAGGAUCAUUGUACGCCCUCUAAUAAAAAAUUAAAAAAAGAAUGAAAAAAUUACUACCAGAUCCAUGUAUAAUGGCAUAUGCUUACAUUAGCUUGUGCUUUGAAGUUCUGUUGUCCACAGAAUUAUAUACUGGAAUAAUGGACCAAGGA
Molecule: messenger RNA, 1160 nt
Organism: Amphimedon queenslandica
Lineage: Eukaryota; Metazoa; Porifera; Demospongiae; Haplosclerida; Niphatidae
Product: probable serine/threonine-protein kinase samkC
Exons: 2
Coding region: 17-982 (321 amino acids)
Source: RefSeq, a predicted model, not a curated record